Messenger RNA from Danio aesculapii, 5644 nucleotides. RefSeq names its product potassium inwardly rectifying channel subfamily J member 3a (gene kcnj3a). Bases 660 to 2132 code for a protein of 490 amino acids. The transcript has 4 exons. Gene Ontology annotation, cellular component: plasma membrane. The record is from RefSeq and is a predicted model, not a curated record. NCBI's taxonomy places the organism in Eukaryota, Metazoa, Chordata, Actinopteri, Cypriniformes, Danionidae. Gene Ontology annotation, molecular function: G-protein activated inward rectifier potassium channel activity. Gene Ontology annotation, biological process: regulation of monoatomic ion transmembrane transport; potassium ion import across plasma membrane.
ACAGCCUCGCGCGCUCACGCUGAGGGUCUGAAGGACGCGACCUGCAUGUCCCUGGAACCAUUUGACCAUUUGUCUUUCAUUUUUAAUUUUUGUUGUUUUAGAAACGAGAACGAUAGGAACUACUACGGAGCUUUAGGUUAGGGAACGAAGCCUAUUGUACAUAUGUAAGACUGAGGCGCGUCCGGUUGAAAUCAUAAUUAUUAAUUUGGGUAUUACGCAAACGCAGUCUCUGAGAAACGUAAUCUGGUUAAGUUGACAAAUUGUCUACUGGCGAGCAAGCAGAGGCAGAUUAAAAACAAAAAACAAAACGAAAAUCAUCUAAUUUUUUGUAUUAAUCAGUAGUUGCGCCAAUUGCUGGAGAAGUCGACCGCGCUCAUCUGCGAUCAGACCGUUCAGUUGUGAUCGGUAAUCAGCCACAACUUUGAGCUGGGUUUGUGAAACUCAAAUGAACAGAUGCGUGAAGACAGACCGUGUGUUUCAGGACCAGAGCUGCUGGACAGCGCAUGUGGACAGUUUCCUGCAUCUUUCAUCCCCGAAGAGGAAACCUGCUUUUUCCGUGAAUAAAAGGACGAUUGUUUCAAGCCACGGUUUGUUUUGAAAUCAGAUAACGCAGGCAAUGAAAACAGAGGAAAGUCCUGCAUGCUGAAAUAUAGGAUAAGAUGUCUGCACUCCGUAAGAAAUUUGGAAAUGACUAUCAGGUAGUGACAACUACCUCCUCCAGCCAUCUGAAGGACAAGAGGAGGAAACGACAACGAUUUGUGGAUAAGAACGGACGAUGUAACGUCCAACACGGAAACUUGGGUGGAGAGACCAGCAGAUAUCUCUCUGACUUAUUCACAACUUUGGUAGACCUCAAAUGGAGGUGGAACCUUUUCAUCUUCAUCCUCACGUACACAGUGGCCUGGUUAUUCAUGGCGUUUAUGUGGUGGGUCAUUGCAUAUAUCAGAGGCGACCUAAACCGAACCCAUGAUGAGAAGUACACGCCAUGCGUGGCCAACGUGUAUAACUUUCCCUCUGCCUUCCUCUUUUUUAUUGAGACGGAGGCCACUAUAGGAUAUGGCCACAGAUACAUCACAGAUAAAUGUCCAGAAGGAAUCAUUCUUUUUUUAUUUCAGUCCAUCCUAGGCUCCAUAGUGGAUGCCUUUUUAAUAGGCUGUAUGUUCAUAAAGAUGUCUCAACCCAAGAAGAGGGCAGAAACUCUAAUGUUCAGUGAAAAUGCAGCCAUUUCCAUGCGUGACGGCAAACUCACGCUGAUGUUCAGAGUGGGAAACCUGCGCAACAGCCACAUGGUUUCAGCCCAAAUCCGAUGUAAAUUACUCAAGUCCCGUCAGACGCCUGAGGGCGAGUUCCUCCCCCUGGAUCAGCUGGAGCUGGAUGUUGGCUUCAGCACUGGAGCGGACCAGCUCUUUCUUGUGUCGCCACUCACAAUCUGCCAUGUGAUUGACACUAAGAGCCCCUUCUAUGAACUUUCACAACACUCCAUGCAGACAGAACAGUUCGAAAUUGUCGUGAUUUUGGAGGGUAUUGUUGAAACAACUGGCAUGACUUGUCAAGCGCGGACAUCAUACACAGAGGACGAGGUGCUUUGGGGCCACAGAUUCUUCCCAGUCAUCUCUCUGGAGGAGGGCUUCUUUAAAGUGGAUUAUUCUCAGUUCCAUGCCACAUUUGAAGUUCCCACACCUCCCUACAGUGCAAAGGAACAGGACGAGGCAUUACUCAUGUCCUCACCACUCAUGGCCCCAUCUCUGUGCAACAGUGGAGAAAAGAACAGCUCCCUUGACUGCCUAGAACUACUGGAAGAUCCAGAGAGCACCACCAAAUUACCAGCCAAAGUUCAGAAGAUGACAGGUAGAGAUGGGCUUCCCAGAAAGCUCCUUAGAAUGAGCUCCACCACAUCAGAGAUGACAUACAGCCUUGGCGAACUGCCUAUAAAGCUCCAGCGCAUCAGUUCAGUGCCUGGGGUCUCAGAGGAAAUGCAGGUUACCAAGACGACUAGGAUUUCCAGCGAGGCCAUCAGCAAAUCAGUUGCCGACUUGCCACCGAAACUACAGAGACUGUCUGGAGGAGGAGGCCGCAUGGAUGGACACCUGCCGCCCAAACUCCGAAAGAUGAACUCUGAUCGCUUCACAUAAACAUAUUAAUGAUUCACACAGACUUAUUAUACACAUUAGUACUAAUGAAGUAGGCUAACUUGAACAUGUGUUCCUUUGGUUGACUGGUUUGGAUGACACCCACUGUUGCAUGGUAAAAUAUCCCUCUCCCUCUAAUAGCAUGACCUGCUGUACAUAUUUAUUUGCCACGGAAAUGGUAGCAAGUAUUUUUUUCCAAGCCAUAUGAUGGACAGUUGCUCCUAUGUGACUAAUUAGACAUUGUUCAUUUUACACAGUUAUGUUGAUUAACGUAAUAUUUGUUUCACUGAGCUUAUGUUACAGUGCAUGUUUAACACAUUAGACAUAAAUAAUAAUAAUUAGAUGAUUAUUUCAAAUAGGAAAAACAGCUGAUGAACAUACUGAUAAGUUUUUAAUGGCUGUUAUUUUUAGUGAAAAUGUCAGAAAAUGGUGACACAGUGGUUCAGUGGUUAGCAAUGUCCCCUCACAGCAAGAAGGUUGCUGGUUCAAGUCGCAGCUGCGUCCGUUCUGAGUGGAGUUUGCAUGUUCUCUCCGUGUUCGUGAGGGUUUCCACGAAAGGGUUUCCAAAGACAUGCAUUACAGGUGAAUUGAAUAACCUAAAUUGGUCGUAGUAUACUGUAUGUGUCUGAAUAAGUGUGGAUGGAUAUUUCCCAGUACUAGGUUGCAGCUGGAAGGGCAUCCACUGUGUAAAACUUAUGCUGGAUAAGUUGACUACAUUCCGCUGUGGCAACCCUAGAUGAAUAAAGGGAUUAACCUGAAGGAAAAUGAAAUGAAAUGUCACAAAAGAAAAAAAAAGGUACAUUAGUUUGGUUAAAAGCUGCUAUUUGUCACAUCAUUCUGAAGAGUUCACCCAAAAAGUUACUUAUAUUUUUUUUCUCAAGUGGUUUGAAAGUGAUCUUAAUUUCAUUUUAGCAACACAGGAAUGUUUGCAGUAAUUCUAAGCUGCACCUCCUAACACUAGAACCGCCAGAGGUCGUUGUAUACCUAAAAUUGUGGAUGCGCAAAUUUUACCCAUGCAUGAAUUCUGUUUAGAAACAAUUAUUUUACUGUGUUAUGCUAAUGUGUUAGCAAAGAUGUGUAUGGAAUCAUGAAAAGUAAUCAACAAUAUUUUUAGGUAUUUUAUGCAGCCUACACUUUUACUUGCAGAAUGGUAAGCUUUAAGCUAAACAAGUCUGCCCUGACAAAGAGAGUUAGUAGUAAAUACAUGUUUGGAUGGUGUAAUAUUAUACACUACCUGACAAAAGUCAUUGAUUCCAGUUGUAAGAGCAACUAAUAAUAACUUGACUUCUAGUUGAUCAUUUGGAAAAGUGGCAGAAGGUGGAUGUUUCUGUUGAAUCAUCUGUGGAACUGCAUCCCAAUCAUCACAAAUACUGCAGAAGACCUAUUGGAACCCGCAUGGACCCAAGAAGUUUGGUGAAGGAAAAAAAAAUCAUGGUUUGGGUUUACAUUCAGUAUGGGUGUGUGCAAAAGAUCUGCAAAGUGAAUGGCAACAUCAGCAGUGCUGCCCAUUACAUUACCAACCACAGGAGAGGGCUCCUUCUCAUACUUCAGCCUCCAUAUCAAAGUUCCUGAAGGUCAAGGUGCUCCAGGAUUGGCCAGCCCAGUCACCAGACAUGAACAUGGUUGAGCUUGUCUGGGGUAAGAUGAAGGAGACAUUGAAGAUGACUCCAAAGAAUCUUGAUGAACUCUGGGAGUCCUGCAAGAACACUUUCUUUGCCAUUCCAGAUGACUUUAUUAAGUGAUUUGAGUCAGUGCAGAGAUGUAUGAAUGCAGUCCUCCAAGUUCACAGGAGUCAUACACAAUAUUCAUUCUUUUUCCACUGCACCGUGACUUUAUAUUCUAUACUGUACAUUAUUUCUGUUAAGUGACAAGACUUUUGUUUAAGCAAAGUCAGACCUUACUGUCCUAAUUAAAUAAUUAAUAAUUAAGGCAUGAUCAUAUUUUAUUUUGGUAUAGAGAAAUCUACAGGCCUUUGCCUUUCAUAAGCCACUUCUGAUACCAAAUGAUUAUGUAACACGAGGAGUGACACAGACAACUUAAGUUUGGAUCCACUUGCAGGUUUAUUCGAAGUCAGGCAAGCAAGGGUCAACACAGGUGCAAACAGAUGUAUAAAGGCGAUCCAGAAUCGUAGUCACUAUAACAGGCGAGAGGUCGGAAGGCAGGCGGCAGACAGGGAGAACUGGAUAAACAAGGCGAGGUAAAUACACGGGCAAACAAGACUAGGAAACGCGUUGAAUUGUCACUGUAACAGAAAACAAGACUCAGCGAAUGAAAUGAGUGUGUGCGCUGCUAAAGUAGUUUGUGUAAUCAGUCCAGUAGCAGCAUCAGCUGUGGGAGUCUAAUCAGUGGAGACUUGGAGCAGGUGUGUGUGUGUGUGGCAUGAUUGAAUAUGUAGUCCAUAAGUUGUAGUCCAAAUGUGUUAGUGUGUGAGAUCCAACGAUCUUGGGAGUAUGAUCGCUGGUGAUCGUGACAGAUUAACUAGAAGUCAAGUUAUUAUUUGUUGUUUCUAACACUUGCAUAGGCGACAAGACUUUGUCAGGUAGUGUGAUAGGGGUUGUUAAUUAUAUAUUAAUAAAACCAGCAAUAGCCUAUAGACCAGUGUUUCCCAACCCUGUUCCUGAAGGCACACCAACAGUACACAUUUUCAACCUCUCCCUAAUCAAACACACCUGAAUCAACUUAUCAUAACAUCAGAAGAGACUCCAACACCGAAGUUAAUGGGUCAGAAAAGGCAGACAUCCAAAAUAUGUACUGUUGGUGUGUCUCCAGGAACAGGGUUGGGAAACACUGCUAUAGACAAUAAUGAAUCAUAAAUUACCACUAAUUAUGAUAUAUAAUCAAUGCCAAAUUCAAGGGCAAAACUUAACCUUAAUAAUUAUUCAUUUGUUUAGUUUCAUAACUUAUAGUUUAAAUAAUAGAACGACAUUAAUAAAGUUGGAACAUUCAUGAGAGGGAUAACAUGUCUAAACUCAAUCAUGAAGUGUGUCUCGGAGGCUCUGGAUCAGAUGUCAGAUGAGACAUCAUAAACUGAGGUCACCCAGAUCACAUCCCUUAUUUUCCUGCCAGACUCUCAAUCAUUCUUGCAUUUUUGUGCUUCUAAUACCUCUACAAAUUUAAUUAUUUACUUGUUAUGACUUUAUGACAACCAUUAAUUCAGUGUGCUUGCCUAAUUCAGCCAUCGCCUAAACAAAAUUAAAUGAUAAGCAGCGCCCAAUAAAGGCAUUAUAUAGCAGUGUAUUUGUUCCAUGCUAGCUCUUAGAUGCCCUUUUUUUUGUCUGCCAGUUUUUAACAUUAGGAAACUGUAAAUGAGAUAAUAUUAGUAAAAGUCAAUGAGUGGGAGGCUUGACAGUUUUAUUGAAGCUCUGUUUUGUAUAUUUGAAAAAAAGAAAACAGCAAUGGUUAAAAUUUACCCCAUGGCGGUUCUAGUCUUAAUGGAAUCAGUGCAGAUGGUAAACAGGGGCUGUUAAACAUAAAUCACAAUAACAAAAGAAUGUAUCAGAUAUUGCAAGCUGAUU